Molecule: messenger RNA, 1045 nt
Organism: Balaenoptera ricei (Rice's whale)
Lineage: Eukaryota; Metazoa; Chordata; Mammalia; Artiodactyla; Balaenopteridae
Product: otolin-1-like
Exons: 7
Coding region: 484-915 (143 amino acids)
Source: RefSeq, a predicted model, not a curated record
GAGCGCCGGGGCCGAGGGGCCGGGGAAAGGAAGGCAAGGGUGGAUCUGAGCUUUGGCAGGCUGCUCUGGAGUCUUCUGCGGAGCACGCGCUGCCGUCCCUUUGUUGGAGCGAGGCAGCGGGGCUCUCCCUCCUCGCCACAUCUUCCAGGAGGGGCAAACUAGGGCAUCCAAAUGACGGGGCGCUUGUCUCUCCCAAACGCUCGUUCUUAAAUCCUUUCUAGUUACCCAUUCAACGUUAUGAAGCACCAGAAACCGUUUCUGAUACAGCAAUGAGGAGCUGGAAUACUACAAUCUUAAGGCUAUUUGGCUACUUCCUCCUGAAAGGUUUUAAAAUUUAUUCAACUAUCAACUGCUAUGGAAGAAAAUCACAGAGAUAGGCACCGCUGAAGAGGACUUGGAGCAGAAGGAGAAGGCCUAGAAGCAGACCCUGUGGCAUCUUUCAGUGUGCCUGGGGCUCCUGCAGCAUCAGGAGAGAGAGACACCAUGGCUUCUACCAAGAUGCUGCUGUUCUUGCUCCUGACAACCUUGCUGGCCCUGAGCUCAGCUCAAGGCACCGAUGAAAGUACUGUUUUCGAAGUCUCUCUUGAAGGACCAGAAGCCUCUCAGGAGGAAGAGGAAAGCCUCCAAACGAUAAGUGAUGAAUCCAUUGAAGAAACCCCAGAAGAAUCACAACUCAAGCCUCAAGGAGAACAUGAAAGUCAACGUGGCAAGAAAGGCAAAAAUGGGAAGAAAGGUCAUGGUCAGCAGCAUAGGCCUUGCAGCCAGAAUGUCCAGGGAGGCCAGGAAAGCUCAUAUAGCAGAGGUGGCCGAGGUGGCCAAGGUUGCAGAGGUGACCAGAAUGGCCAGGGAAACCCUGGUGGCCAAAGAGGCCAGCGUGGAAAAGGUGGCCAGGGUGGUCAGCAUGGUGACCAGUGACAAGGAAGACCAACUAAAGAUGUCCUCCAGUGAUUCUCUAGAAAUUGAUAGGGAUCUACUGGUGACCAUGGACUUUUCAGUGGUCUUGGUAUUUCCUUUCUCCAACUUCAAAGCAUCAAUAAAGUCAUCA